AUGCCACCCACGCCGCCGGAGACGGAGACGGAGCCGGAGUUCGCCGAGGUCGACCCCACCGGCCGCUACGGGCGGUACACGGAGGUUCUCGGCAAGGGCGCCUUCAAGACGGUAUACAAGGCUUUUGAUCAACUUGAAGGGCUAGAAGUUGCUUGGAACCAGAUUAAAGCGGGAGAUUUACUUCGGAACAAUGAUGAUUUGGAGAGGCUGAGAUCAGAAGUGCGGUUGCUUAAAACCCUCAAGCAUAAAAACAUAAUAAAGUUCUACAAUUCAUGGCUUGACAGAAGAAACAACAAUAUAAAUUUCAUCACAGAGGUCUUCACAUCAGGGACGUUGCGCCAGUACCGGAUUAAGCACAAGAAGGUAGACAUUAGAGCUUUAAAGAAAUGGUCAAGGCAAAUCUUGAGUGGUCUUGUCUACCUGCACAGCCACGAUCCACCAGUAAUCCAUAGAGACUUAAAGUGUGACAAUAUAUUUGUGAAUGGAAACCAGGGUGAGGUAAAGAUUGGAGACCUUGGUUUAGCAACUAUCCUGGAUAAUGCACGUUCAGCUCAUAGCAUCAUUGGUACACCGGAAUUCAUGGCACCGGAACUCUAUGAUGAGGAAUAUAAUGAGCUUGUAGACAUCUAUGCUUUUGGGAUGUGUUUACUGGAGCUUGUUACAUUUGAGUACCCAUAUUGUGAAUGUUCGAAUGCAGCACAGAUAUACAAAAAAGUAUCUGAUGGUGAAAAGCCAGGUUCACUGGCUAAGAUUGAUGAUCCUGAAGUAAAGUUAUUUAUAGAGAAAUGCAUUGCUAAAGCCACUGAAAGACUUUCGGCAAAAGAACUCUUGAUGGAUCCUUUUCUCCUAGAUGUUAGUGAUGAAAAAAUAUUCUAUCCACUGCAUCCAAAUAUUAAUACAUCAGAUACUGGUAGUCCAAAACCAAGCUCUAGUUUCAGAUAUGACAGAGUAGCAUCAUCUGUGGGCCGCCAUGAUUGCUCAGGUAGCAUGUCAGAUUCACAUCCUUCUGAUAACUAUGUACAUGACACCAUGGAUCCACAUGCCACAAUUGGUCAUGCCCAAAACAUCCACUUCCCCUUUGAUAUUGAAGCGGACACUUCAAUCAGUGUUGCAACUGAGAUGGUCGUGCAGCUUGAUCUCACAGAUCAAGAUGUAACGGCGAUUGCAGAAAUGAUAGAUGCUGAAAUACGUUCACAUAUUCCUGAUUGGGCAGCAGAGGAAUCAAUUGACAACCAAGGGGAUGAAGCUGCUCAUUCUGAGACCCACAGUUCAGAAGGUGACGAGGGAACUUCUGAAUUUCGUAGUGAGGUUAAUGCUUCACAUAAUGGCUUUGUUCAAGAACAGCUUCCUUCUGGACGAAAGUACUGGUCGGACUCACCCAGGAGAGACGGUGAAAUAUCACAAUUGGUGGUGGAACCUGAAAUUGGUGAUAGUAUUGCCAAUGGAAUACCAAAGAGGAACAAAAUAGAUGACAUUGUGAGCUGUGCAAGAGGUAAUUCCAUCCAUCCUGUUGAAGGCAUGUUUGAACGAAUAUCAUCAUCUGUGGACUUGUCGAACUCAUCUGUGGUCGACAGCAUGUCUAGGGAAGCUUCUGUUGGUAGCAGCCCUCGCUCUUUAGAUGAUCGGGAUCACAGUUCUGAUUGGCAUCUGGUAGCAGACGUCACCGAGAGGUUAAUAAACCUGUUGGCUCAGCAGCAAGAGGAGCUUAGUGCGCUGCAAAGGAAGCAUAAGGCAGACAUAGAGGACAUAUUGAAAAUUGUACCUGCAGAGGAUCGGGAAGAGACCUUAACUCGAUGCCGCUUGAAGAUGGAACAGAAAAACAGAGCCGACAAACCUUAG
Miscanthus lutarioriparius is the source of this 1839-nucleotide messenger RNA. NCBI's taxonomy places the organism in Eukaryota, Viridiplantae, Streptophyta, Magnoliopsida, Poales, Poaceae. The record is from the annotation of a GenBank genome assembly.